This is a messenger RNA of Cucurbita moschata (crookneck pumpkin), 1987 nucleotides long. RefSeq lists its product as uncharacterized. Lineage: Eukaryota; Viridiplantae; Streptophyta; Magnoliopsida; Cucurbitales; Cucurbitaceae. The transcript is spliced from 2 exons. The coding region runs from base 1 to 1953 and encodes 650 amino acids. The record is from RefSeq and is a predicted model, not a curated record.
AUGGGUGCUUGUUUGAGCAAAAAGAAGAAGACUUUACCUUCGUUUUCUUCCACCCAUGUGCCUCAAGAUCCACCCAUUUCCUGCAAUGCCUCCAAACCCAUCAUCCCAAUUUCUCACCCGCCCGCCGCCAUUGAUGUGAACAGGGAGAAAACAGAGCAAGAAAAUGGGGUGGAGACAGAGUGCUCUGUGAAGAAGGAGGUGUUUGUAAUUAACCACAGGAAGAGUCAUGAUGGGAGAGACAAAAAUGGAGCCUAUUUUCUUCCAAAUGAAGAGGAAAAUGGAGGUGUUUUGUCUUCUUCUUCCUGUGAGAUUUUGGAAUCUGGAGAUGUUGGGGAAAAUUUGAAGGUGGGGUUGGUUAGAACUUCGAGCUGUACUAGAGAGGAGGUCGACGCCAUUUUGAUUCAGUGUGGAAGGUUGAGCCGGAGUUCAUCUGCUAAUGGUAAUGGAAGGAAGUAUUCUGGUUCGAAAAGAAGCUUUGAUUUUGACCAUUCUGAUAGAGAUGGUGUUAAUUCUGGAAAUUACGGUGAUGAAGAUGAAGAUGGGAAGAAUCCCAUUUCGGUGGAGGUUGAUGACGACGGAACUCCGGCGGAGAAACGCCAUAACCAGAGGCAGCGCCACCGCCAAUCUUCGAGAUAUUCUCCCUCUCAAGGGAGGAGGAGAACUCCCAGUAGGGAGAGAGAUCAGAAUCAACGAUCCAGUAGCCGGGAGCGGCGUGUUAGCCGGUCGCCUGGCCGACGGUCGGUGGAGCCGUCUGCCUCAAAUGGUUCGAAUAAUGGCGGUGGUCUUAGUAGACCGGCGAAAAUGGUUUCAGUUCCGGCAACAGUCGCUCAUUUGGAAAUGGAUAAGAGCAACAAUGUCACUGGUGGUUGUUCUGGCAAUGAUUCGGCGACUGCGACCGCCGUUAAGAGAAUAUCGGUUAAACGAAACGUCGGCGAGGCAACCGCCAUGGCGGGUUCGAGAGUUGCUUCAUCACCUCGUUCACAGUCCCCUGCAAGAAUCAAUGGACAUGUCAAAGUUUCAGACGAAAUUCAGCCGCCGCUGCAGCAGCAGCCAUCUCUGAGCCGCAGCUCAUCAAGAAAAACAGAGCAAUCUCCUUACAGAAGAAACCCAUUGAGCGAAAUCGAUAAUAAUUCACAGCAACACAACAGGAUUCAAUCUGCUAAAGACACAAACAAUGGAUCAAACCAGAAGCCAAAAACAGAGUCCAAAAGUAGCCACAAAGUAGCAGUUUCUCAAGUGAAUAGCAGCAAAACAGGCACUCCGGCCACUGCAACAAGAGGGGUUGUGAAUAUCAUCACCUCCACAGCACCACCAUUGACAAACACGGAGGGAGUUCUUGCAAGAAGCAGAUCAGGAAGACAAUCCAGAGAAUUUGACAUCAACCCAGAAGUUCUUUUGAAUCAAAAUCAAACACCAUCUUACACCAAGAUGUUGCUUCAAGACAUUCAAAACUUCCAUCAAAAAAAUUCCAACUCUGUUUCUCUUCCAGCUUGUGUAACCAAGGCGUGUUCCAUUGUUGAAGCAGUUGCUGAUCUCAAUUCCUGUGCUUUCUCCGAGGAUCGAAACAGAGACCCUUUUGAUGAUAUUGUAGAACCAAGCUUCCACAAGUACGUGACUGUGAGAAGGGGAAGCCCUGCUGGAGGGGAAGAUACAGAGGAUCAAGAAUCCUCCGGCAGCAACAGUUUUGUCGGAAGUGUUCAACAGCAGCAGCAGCAGCAGCACUGGGGGAAUUCAGCUGCCUCAUGGGAACCCAACUCAGCUGAUUCAACUGAUUCCUCGUGGAGAUCAAAAACAGGGGUGGACAGAGACGAGAGCAAGCGGAGAACAGGGGAGAGAAGGAGAGAGUCUGAUUGUUCUUCUUCCCAUAGAAGUGGGAUUGGGCGUGGCAGAGUUGGUGGGAGUGGCAGUAAAGUUCUUCAUACAGUUCCUGUUGCAGCCACUGGUACCAACUGAUUUGAAUUGUAUAGAUUCUUGGCUGUGUUUGCAU